Messenger RNA from Peromyscus californicus insignis, 13996 nucleotides. It is a transcript of the gene Cgrrf1, whose product is annotated as cell growth regulator with ring finger domain 1. Gene Ontology annotation, biological process: negative regulation of cell growth. The transcript is spliced from 6 exons. The coding region runs from base 142 to 1140 and encodes 332 amino acids. The record is from RefSeq and is a predicted model, not a curated record. NCBI's taxonomy places the organism in Eukaryota, Metazoa, Chordata, Mammalia, Rodentia, Cricetidae.
GGCUCCUGUGGCCGCGGCUUCCAGCUCCCCAGGAGCCUGGGCGAGUGAGGACCUACAAAGUUUGUCCGCUCCGGGGCGCCAUACGGACGGGCUCUGGUCCCGGCCGGCCGGGCUGGGCCGGUUUGAGCCUAGGAGACCCUGAUGGCCGCAGUGUUCCUGGUAACGCUCUAUGAAUACUCGCCGCUCUUCUACAUCGCGGUGGUUUUCACCUGCUUCAUCGUCACCACCGGCCUGGUACUAGGAUGGUUUGGUUGGGAUGUUCCGGUAAUUCUGAGAAAUUCAGAAGAGACCCAGUUCAGCACAAGAGCUUUCAAGAAACAAAUGAGACAAGUCAAGAACCCUUUUGGCUUAGAGAUCACUAACUCGUCCUCAGCUUCACUAGCAGCUGGCAUGACCUUGACAACAGAUUGCCUUGAAGAUAGUCGUCUUACAUGUUUCUGGGGGUGCAGUGUCCAAAAGCUGUAUGAAGCUCUUCAGAAGCAUGUUUAUUGCUUCAGGAUAAACACUCCGCAAGCAUUAGAAGAGGCACUGUACAGUGACUAUCUCCACCGAGAACAGUAUUUCAUUAAAAAGCACAGCAAAGAAGAAAUAUAUUGCCAAUUACCGAGAGAUACUGAAAUUGAAGACUUUGGUCCAGUGCCCAGAUCUCGCUAUCCAUUGGUAGCUCUGUUGACCCUCGCUGAUGAGGAUGAUCGGGAAAUUUAUGAUAUUAUUUCCAUGGUGUCGGUAAUUCAUAUUCCUGAUAAGACUUACAAGCUUCCCUGCAGAAUAUUGUAUCAAUAUUUACUCCUGGCUCAAGGUCAAUUUUAUGAUCUUAAGCAACUUUUCAUGUCUGCAAAUAGUAGUCCCAGUCCCUCCAGCAACCCGUCUCCUGCAGACAGGAAUGCCGAGCAGAGCUUGUUGGAGAAGGCAGGACUGGCUGGGAGUGAAACAGAGCCGGUGGAGGAGAGCAGCAAGGACUGUGUGGUGUGUCAGAACGGGGGCGUGAACUGGGUGCUCCUGCCUUGCCGACACACGUGCCUGUGCGACAGCUGUGUGUGUUACUUCAAGCAAUGUCCCAUGUGCCGGCAGUUUGUGCAGGAAUCCUUUGCACUUUGCAGUCAGAAAGAGCCAGACAAGGACAUGCUGGAAACCUCCUGAAGCUGUCACAAGCUGUCAAGCUGAGAGUGUACUGUCUAUGCAAGGUGCAGAACCUUGUGUCCUUAGGAUCAUAACACAGAAUCUACAGUUGUGACUGUCAGAAGGAAUUCUAUUUUCAUGUCAUACUUGUACUUGGAUGAUGCAAAGAUGUUCUUCCUGCUCAGCAUGGCGAGCACUGGAGUACUACUGUCUUCAUUGAUACCUAAAACUCACUCAGCUCUUGAGAAGAAUGUAAACAUCUGCCUUUGGCCAGCUGGAAGAUUUCAUGUAAUGUGGGUGAGAAAAGUCACUCAGAAAAUCCAUCCACUUGACAGUGCAGGAGAUCCAAGUUUCAGGGUGGGUGACUGCUUUUCCAUUGAUGUAAUCUGGAGUGAAAUUACAAGACUGAAUUCUGCUGAAAGUAAUUAAAUGUCUCCCAGUUUACAAAGUAGUUGGAAGGGGCUUUUUACCUUCCACUGCCUCUGAAAUUUGUGGUAAUUAGUGUGAAGACCUUGGUGAGGUAAUCAAGUAAAACAGUGUAGAUGGCCGUGUUACAGCUCCUACUUCCUUUUUCCUCUUUCUUUCUCUCUCUCUCUUUCUCUCUCUUUUUCUUUCUUUCUUUUUCUCUGUCUUUCUUUUUUUAUUUUUAUUUAUUUAUUUAUUUAUUUAUUUGAGACAAGGUUUUUCUGUGUGAUCCUGGCUGGCCUCAAACUCACUCGUAGACUAGACUGGCCUCAAACUCACAAGAUUCACCUGCCUCUGCCUGUGGAGUGCUGGGAUUAAAGGUGAGCACCACGGUGUCCGUUGACAACUUCUUAGAAUGCUGCUGCUGCCGCCGCUGCUGCUUAGGAAGUGUUGACUUUACAAUGUAGCAGAAGGGAUGGACAUUCAUAGAAGCCUUUAAAUGUUAGGUUGUCUAUUUCCCUGGGUGAGGGACCUGCAGCCUGACCUGUGGCAGGGAACAGCAUCUGCACGAGACGCAGCUCCCCACCACAUAGUCGAGAGUGCAAACAGUGGGUGCUCUGUGCUGUUCAGUGAGGGUGUCGACCGGAGUGAGGUGUGUUCCAUGCAUGGUCUGUGUGCAGAGUUUCCAGCUUCCCUUUUGUUAUCAAGACGAACUCGAAUGGAGCAUUGUGGGCGGUAACCUUGUAUUAUUACUCUAUUUUUCAUAACUUCGUUGUAGUAAAAUAUAUGUUACAUAAAGUGUACUAUUUUAAGCAUUUGAAAUGUAAAAUUCAAUGGCGUUAAGUAUAUUUACAGACUCCUAGAGGCUUCUGUCAGAAUUCGCCAUGAACAAUGUCACUGUGUGAAAACAUUUGUGGGAAAGCAGUUGGUUUGAGUGCAUUAUUAGAGAAAACAUUUGGUCCUAUGAUUCUGUAAAAACCCCACCUAGGGCUAUAUGUAAGCAGUGUCACGGGUGACAGCCACUUCCUCCCUCAGUGACUCCACUGCUCUCAACCUGGUGCCUAUUGAGAGUUCAAAUGUCUAAAGAAACUCCAGGGAAGGAAGGUAACUGUCUGAAGCGCUGCAUACAAGCCUUUGGAUUCUCCCCGUGGGGUUGGCCAGUUUUCUUAACACUUUCUAUUAGUUGAGAAGAGCUUUGAUGAAGCUUGUGACCUUGAAGCUGGUUUGGGCAAGGUGGGAGGAAAUGAUGUCAGCCUCCUGCACUCAUAGGAACUCAGGCUGAGCUCUGCCCCUCUCUCAAGAGCAUCCUAAAUCUGUUUUCUAGGUCCUGAACAUAGCCUUUCCCAGUGAUCAGUCUCUGUCUUUCGAUGCUUUCUUUAGUGUUUCCAUCUCGAAACUUUGUCACCGUGGCCUCUAUCUCUCAGGUCCCUGAGUAAUCUCAUAAUUCAUUAACUUGCUCCCAGGUUCCCUGUCCAACUAUUUCAAAUGUAUUUUCAUUUUUUCUUGUGUUCCUGACCUCUCCACAUUUCCUGUCCUCCAGUCCACAAACUUGGCUAAACUCAACUCUGGUUGGUGUGUGUGUGUGUGUGUGUGUGUGUGUGUGUGUGUGUGUGUGUGUGUGUGUGAAACAGGGUUUCACUGUGUAGCCCCUGCCUACCCUAGACUGGAAGUACCCCCUCCCUCGUCUUCACUUCCUGAGUGCCGUAGGUGUGCGCCGCCAUGCUUGGCUUUAGCUGUGUGACUGCAGUAGAAAGUCAAGGGCCUGAUGGGUUGCUGGAGUCCACUGUGAAGCCACCUUUCCCGGUGUAUCUGGGCCCUCAGCACUACUCCACAAAUCCCUACCAAACUCCCCAUCGCUUCCCAAACCUCGGCUGCUUUUCUCAGCAGCUGUGUCCCACACAGCUCCGACACCUCCAGCUCUCAGAGUUGGGGUCCAGUUCUGCUGUCAAAUUGAUUGCCUUGGACAGAUUACUCGGCUUCAGUUUCCUCCCGGACAAAAUGAUGCUAGAUCUAUCCACAGGCUGUUGAGCGGCCUAUGCCGGGUAGCAAGUGUGAACUGUGUAGACCUAGUCAUAGUGCCGAGCAAGCUCUGUGAGCCGGACGUCUAUUGCUUCGCUUAGCUAAUCAAAGCGUGUAGACGUCCUCUUCUUCCCCCAGACAACAGAGCAUUCUAUCUCCUUUGAGGUUGACAUUCAGCUUGCACUCUUGAUCUCAACUGUGCUUGCUCCUGAAGUCUCAGAGACAGUUUGCCGUGUGUGGACAUUGGCGAUAUAAGCAAUGAGUGUGGUAGAUGAAAGGCCUGCCUUUGUAGCCUACACUAGUAGAGAGAGGCCAGUCAGAAGAGGCUGUAGCGCACCAGAUGGAGACAGUGCUGUGGAGAAGCUGAAAGUGGACCUAUGUGGGUAGGCCAAGUGGAGGGUGGGGGUGGGGUCAAAAUGUCAAAUGCACAGUUGAGGAAGGUCUCUUUGGCCCUUUCAGAAGGUACCUGAGGGUGACUUGGAGCCAUGUGAUAAUGUAGGUAAGAGGCCAUAGUGGUGACCAUGUAAUUACUGAGAUGGAGACAACUGGAAGAAACAGGUUUGGAGGGAAAGAAUGUUGGUUCUGUUUAGUCACACCCACCAAUUGGAAAUCUAAGUGGAGAUGUCAGAUACACAGGUAAAUAUACUUAGUGCUCUAUAGCGUGCAGAGGGGUGGUCCAUCUGAUUACAGAAAAUUAGGGUCAUUGGCAUGGUGUUUGAAGCUAUACAGCUUCAGGGAGGGCGCACAGGAAAAGACUGACCUGGGGACUGAGGUGUUGGAGAUCCUAAUAUUCAGGGAGAUUAGGGAGGAGCCACUAGAUUAAGAAAGUGGAGAGAGGGAAACAUGGCAGGGUCCAUGGUUAUCUGUUAGUGCUUAACCGGUUUUCCCCAGACUGAAUGCUAUCAGAACCAUCAUUGUAUCGUUCUCACAGGUUCUGUGGCGGGGAUUAGACAAGAGUGUUGUGCAGAUUGCCUUGCUUGGGGCAUCUUUGGAAAAGACUUGAGAGACCAGGGUGAUUUAAAGGCCCAGAGGCUCCAGCCUUGGCCUGUGGUGACUCAGACACAGUGUGGCCUCUUCAUGCAACCCUGGUGGCUUCAGGGAAAGCAGAUCUCUAAACGGGGCCCAGGGCUCGGAGAACAAGUGUUUGCAGUGAUUGUGCCCAAAGUUGUGUGACCCUUUCCUGUUUGUGCCUUAAAAUUAUGGAGAUCUGAGCACCUCCCCCCCACACACACUAUUUAAAGUAUAAUAGUAGCUUUCUAAUGCUCGUGAGGUUGUACAUCCAUUUACCCUCAAUUUCAGAACAUUUUUCAUUACUUCAUAAAGGAACCCCUGUAUCUGUCGGGCCAGUCCCCAUUCCUCCACCUUCUAGCUCUAGGCAAGCAUCAGUCUGCUUUCCAUCUCUAUACGACUGUUUCAGUCGUUUCAUGAAUGGAGUCACGUGGGGUCAAAUGAAAUGGUACCAUUAGUGGUCUCUUAUGACUACUGGCUUCUAGUUUACUUAUCACCAUCUUUUCUUUCUUUCUUCCUUCCUUCCUUUCUUUCUUUCUUUCUUUCUUUCUUUCUUUCUUUCUUUCUUCCUUUUUGUUUUGUUUUUUUGGGUUUUUUGAGGCAAGAUUUCUCUGUGUAGCUUUGUGUCUGUCCUGGAAUUCACUCUGUAGACCAGGCUGGCCUCGAACUCACCGAGAUCCGCCUGGCUCUGCCUCCCGAGUGCUAGGAUUAAAGGUGUGUGCCACCACCACCCGGCUCUCACCAUGUUUUCAAGGUUCAUCCACAUCAUAGCACAAAUUACUCCUUUUCAUUGCCAAAGCAUAUUCCAUUCUAUAGAUAGGCCACAUUGUGUUCGUCCACUCACCAGUGGAUGAGCAGAUGGCUUCUUCUACCUUUCAUAUGUUGAGAGUAAUGCUGCUGUGAGUAUUCAUACACAUUUUUAUGUGUAUAGACAUUUAGAUUCUCUUAGAUAUCUACCGUAAGGAAGGAAAAACUACCCUUUUAGGUUUAGUGUUUAGGGUCUAAAUGAAACACAAAUGACAGAUUAAUAGGAAAGAAGACAUUUUAUUUGUAUACAUAUUGGAGUUCACAAAGAAAUGUGACCCAGAGCUGGAGAGAUGGCUCAGCAGUUAAGAGCACUGCUCUUCCAGAGGACCUGGGUUUAAUUCCCAGCACCCACAUGGUAGCUCACAACCACCUGUAACUCCAGUGUCAAGGGAUUCUAUGUCCUCUUGUGACCUCUGAGAGCACUGUACACACACACCUGGCACACAGACAUACAGGCAGGAAAAACACCCGUACACAUAAAAUAAAAUGAAAAAGAAAGGAGUGGUUAAGAAGUUGGGGCCUGCCGGGCGGUGGUGGCGCACGCCUUUAAUCCCAGCACUCGGGAGGCAGAGGCAGGCGGAUCUCUGUGAGUUCGAGGCCAGCCUGGUCUACUAAGCGAGAUCCAGGAAAGGCGCAAAGCUACGCAGAGAAGCCCUGUCUCGGAAAAACUAAAAAAAAAAAAAAAAGAAGUUGGGGCCAUGGGGCUGAAAAGAUGCUGCUCUUACAGAGGACCUGAGUCUGGUUCCCAGCACCCACAUUCACAGCUCACAAGCACCUGUGACUCCAUCUGCAGUCGGCCUGACACUCCAGGGGAGCCUCCCCUCAUGUGCGCACACCUGCACACAGACACAGACACAGAACUACAGUUAUCAAAGGAAUCAAUCUGGGGUCUAAUAAGUGAAGGGGUCAUGGAGAAGGAUGCUUAUAGGAAAAUGACUUUCUCGCUUUGAGACAAGAACUCGUGUAGCCCAGGCUGGCCUUGAACAGCUGAUCUGCUCCCACCUCUCCAGGAUUAUCUGUGUUUAGGGAAAUGACUGUCAGGGCAAAUGCACCCCAGUUGGGAAAUGUGAGAAGUUGGUGGUUGUUGUUUGUUUAUUUUGUUUUGUUUUUAAACUGUCUGUCCAGGCAUGGUACCGGAGACUUUGCACUUCCGGUGAUAAGCCAGCCCUCCUUGAGAUGGGAGGGAAUUUAUGGCAAUUGAGUUCUUUUAGGAGACUCUGCUUUUAUGCAGGUAAGAAUGUCCAGAAACUCAUGAUUUCUCUCUAAGUACUUUUUACACCACCUGGCCAGCACACCUCAAUAGUGGACCUGCCGGUCACAUGGUAAUGUGCAAAACCUUGUGAGGGAUGUCUCAGCAACUUCUUGGCAAAGCCAUUGAGACACUUCACACAGUAGUGUAUGGGGUGUGUGUGUGUGUGUGUGUGUGUGUGUGUGUGUGUGUGUGUUUCUCUACAUCCUCACCAAUAUUUGUUAUCAUUUCAGACUAGUAUUAUUUUAACAGGUUUAAGUGCUAUAAUUGUAUUGUUUUAAAACGCUAGUGAAAACAAUGUGUAACAAAAUCCACCGCUAUAACUACUUGUAGUGUGACAUAGAUUCACACUCACAGCAGCAGAUCUCCAGGACAGUUUUCAUCUCCAGAAACUGAAAAUCUAUGCCUGUAAAAUCCCUCCUACAGCCAGCUCCCAACAACCACCAUUCUGUAUACCUAUGAACUCACUCCUCUACACACAGCUCUGGAAAACCACCACGCUGAAACACAGGUGUGACUUUCUCUCGCUCUCUCUUUUUUUCUGGCACUUCUUUCUUUCUUCCUUUCUUUUUUUAAUGUAUUUUUAUGUAUAUGAGUGCCCUAUUUGCAUGAAUGCUUACAUGCCAGAAGAGGACAUCAGCUCUUAUUACAGAUGGUUGUGAGCCACCAUGUGGCUGCUGGGAAUUGAACUCAGGACCUCUGGAAAAGCAGUCAGUGCUCUUAACCACUGAGCCAUCUCUCCAGCAUCCAGGCGUGUCUCUCUUAUUUGCAUUUCUCUAAUGAGUGGAUAUUGAGUAUCUUUUCUUGUAUUUUUCAGCCAUGUAUAUUAAGACUUUAAGAAAAAAUUAUUUUAUUAUUAUUGUGUAUGUGUGUAUAUGUGUGAGUGAGUACAUGUAUGCUUGGCACAUGUGUGGCGGCCAGAGGACAGCUUUAGGGAAUUGGUUUGCCUUCCAUUGUGGGUUCUGAGAUCACACUCCUGUGGCAAGCACUUUUGCCUGCUGAGGCAUCUCAUUGGCCCUAUCCACAGCUUUCACUGAUUUUUAAAAUUGUGCCAUUUGACUUUUUGUUAUUGAGUUGUAAGAAAUCUUUAUCAUUUCUGGCUUCAAGUCCCUCGUAGGCUAUUCGAAUUAUAAUGUUUCCUCUCCCAGUCUGAGUUCUUUUCUUCUCACUUUCUUAAUGAUGCCUUUUGAAACAUGGUUUUAUAGUUUUUGGCAUACAGUUUUUUAGUUUGUAAAAAUUUGUUGCUAAACACUUUAUUCUUUUUGGUGCUACUACAAAUGGAAAUGUUUUCUUUUGUUCCUAUUUUCUUUCUACCUUAUGUCCCUGUCUCCCUCCCUCUCCCUCCCUACAUUUGUGUGUGUGUGUGUGUGGUUGUUGUAUGUGUGUUCAUGUUUUUGUGUGUGUACCUGUAUAUGUGCAGAGGUGUGGAGGCCAAAGGUGGACCUUGGUGUUUUCCAAUUACUCUCCACCUUAUUUUUUUGAGAUAAGGCCUUAUUGAAUCUGCCAUUGGAAUAGGGGCUGCCAUUUUGGCUAGACUGCCUGGCCAGGGGACCUCAAGGAUCCAUCUAUCUUUGCCCACACAACCCUAUGCUGUGGUUCCAGAUGUGGGCUGCUGUGCUUAGCUGAUGUGGGUGCUGGGGAUCCAAACUCAGUUUCUCAUGCUCUCACAGAAAACAUUUGAUCCACUGAGCCACCUCCCAGGCCUGAGUUAUUUUCUUUAUGGCAUUUUGCGAUUGUUCAUUGCCAGUGAAUGGAAAUGCCAUUCAUUUUGUGCUGAUAGCAUGCCCUUCUGGACUGCUGAACUGUUUCAUGGUUCUAAUAGCUGUCUAGAGGAUGUUUACUCCUGUCUGGAUACAAGCUCGUCUCAACGUGAAAGAGAUAAUGUCACUUCCUUUCCAAUAUGGAUGAGUUUUCUUCCCUUCCUUCCUCCUUUACUCCCUCCUUCCCUUUCCUUCUUCCUAAUUUCUCUAGCUAGAGUUCCCAAAACAAUGUCCAGUAAAAGUGAGCAGAGUGGACAGCUUCCCUUGUGCCUAGUGUUUUAUAACCCAGCUUGGAUGUCAUAUGGUAUUGCACCCUUCUAGUCAAAGCCCACCCAGGUUCAAAAGAAAAGAUUCCUCUUCAUGGAAAAGAAUAUUAAACAAUUUAAAUAAUUUUCAAUUACAAUUUUUAAAGCCAUCACCAAUUAGCUUCCUAGAUACUAAGAGCAAAAUCAGCGAGGAGAGAGUGACAGAUGUCAAUCAAAUGUUGCUGCUAUUUUUCAUGAGAUCUGGCCAUUGGAUUUAGCAGUGCGGAGGUCAUUUGUGGUCUGUUCUUGAGGUGUGAUGAAAACCUGUUCAGGAUGAAGGCUGGAAUAUGAGAGGGAUAAAAUGGAGAUAGCAAAUAUAACCAAUCCUUUAGAGGAUUUUGUUAUGGUAAAAGUAGGGAGACGGUGGGAUUACUGGGGUUUAAUUCAUGAUGGGAGCAAACAGCAUCACGGGCGAACGCUGGUGUGAUGGCCAGGCAGAGGAAGGCAUAUGUGCCGUGGGGCUGAUAGGAACAAUAGCUGGCAGGCAGCCCUGGAGAAGCAAAUACAUAUGUGUGCCUCUUCUCUGGCAUCUCCAACCUGCCUUAUUUCCUCCAACCUUAUUUAGCUUUAAAUGUUACCAGUUCUAAAGAGACAAACCACCCCCAACCUAUUUCUCAUUCAGACCUCCAACUCCUUUUUAACUUCUGUCCGUUUUCUGUUUUCCUUAGUGUUAAACAUCUGGAGAAGGUAUUUGACUCCAGUGAUUUCAACGUGGGGACUUAUCUAAAUCACAAAACAGACCCUGGACACACUGACUCACAAGUUCCCUCGCCAGUCAUUACUGCCUCCCAAGUCUAAAAUCACAGUCAUUCUUGUUGUCUUCCAGUCACUGUUUGAUCUGUCUCUGUACACCGGGUUGGGGUAGUGUGUGUGCAGAGAGCUCCCAGUUAGCCCAUCCUGUGGUCUUUUCCUUUCCUCGUGCUCUACGGCCCCUCUGAAGGGUGCUGUGUGCACCUGUUUUCUCCUCCCAGAGACUCACGGUCUUCAGUUUGAGUCAUCACCGUCCGUUGACUUUUAGUGUCGCUGGAGAACUACUUCUGAGGAAGAGAUAGCAAUGUAGACCUUCAUAACCAUCCUUCUUAAAAUUCCAACUCACUAGCUCUAGAAUUGUAACCGAUCCUCUUUAUGCUAGCUUAAGAGACUUAGGUGAUUCUAGUACCAUAGCAUGGGAUGCUUUGUUAACUGGCUCUCUGCUCAGGCAUCAUGCUGAAUGGAAGUGCAUAGGAGUAGACCUCCUCUUCCAGUGCCUGGCCUUGGGGUGCUUGGUAUUUUAUAGCCAAGGUUAAAUGUCACAUAGCAUUGUUCCCAUGGUACCUCACCAGUCAGUGUCUCCUGGUUGAACACCAUUGCUAUGGUAUGGGGAGCCUGCAAGAGCAGACUGCUGUUCUUAGAGAGUGCACUGUGCAAAGUGUAACAGUUUCCUGUAAAAGUCUGCCUCCCAUCUUCCCUUCCUCAGCCUGUGACGCACUAUUUUCCCAACUAUCUAAAAUCCCCCAAUUCCACUCCUGCCCACUCAUUGCUUCCAUGACAUCUGAUACAUUCAUAAAUCUUGAUUCUACACCAUUUUACUAAUUCUAGUGUCUGUCUCCUUCCUGUACAUUCUAUACCUUGUUGUGUACCACACCUUUCUCAACCACACUGCUCUUUUAAGUCCCCCCAGAGCCUCAGGAACCUCUUCCCUCCUGCAGCUGGUUCCUCUUGCCACUGUGCUAAUGAUCUCCAUGUAUCUUCAGAGCAGAACUUUCUCCUGAUCCCUACACUUAGAUCUCCAUGCUCUGUCUCACUGGCUCCUCAACCUCAACAUGUCCAGAGCUAAGCUUCUCUUCUAUGUACCCUGUUUUUCUUCCAGGGUCACUCAUCUUAGUGAAUAAUAGCAUCUACAACCUCAUCCCCAAGCCAGAAAUAUGCCACCAUUUUGCACCCCCUCUUCUACAUACUCCUAUCGCCCCCUGCAGGCUAGCAGCCCAACAGCUAAAUGACUUUUCGGUAAAUAAAUAAAUAAAUAAACAAUAAUCAUUAUUGCCCCUGUGGCCUCUCUCUUGUCCCAACAUAACUUCAUUUCCCACACUUAACCAGGAAUGCCUUUAUUUAAUUAAUUUUUUUGUUACUUUUAUGUGUACCAAUGUGUGUGUGUGUGUGUGUGUGUGUGUAUGUGUGUAAGCAUGUGUGCAUGUGAAUUUUGGUGGUCUUGGGGGCCAGAGGUAUCAUAUGCCCUGGAGCUGGAUUACAGGCAGUUGUGGGCCACUGGCCAUUGGUGCUGAGAACCAAACUCGGGGUUUGUAUAGGAAUAGUACACUUUCUAAACUGCUGAGCCAUCUCUGCAGCCCAUUUUAUUUAUUUAUUUAUAUAUUUAUUUAUUUAUUUAUGGUUUUUCAAGACAGGGUUUCUCUGUGUGGCUUUAUGCCUUUCCUGGAUCUUGCUCUGUAGACCAGGCUGGCCUCGAACUCACACGCCUGCCUCUGCCUCCCAAGUGCUGGGAUUAAAGGCAUGCGCCACCACUGCCUGGCCCAUUUUUAUUUUUUAAAGCUACUUUUUGUUUUGUUUGAUUUCGUUUUUCGAGACAAGGUCUCUCUGUGUGGCCCUGGCUGUCCUGGAUCUCGCUUUGUAGACCAGGCUGGCCUCAGACUUACAGAGAUCCUCCUGCCUCUGCCUCCACGCUGGUAUUAAAGGCGUGUGCCACGACACCUGGUUUUAAAACUACUUUUGAUUUAAAUCUUUCAAUGGCCUCUUUUUACCAUGAGGGAAACCUUCCAAAUUGUCCUUUUCUUGAUUCUUGCCUUAGAUGACCCCUGCAGGCUUCUUCCCUGUGUUUACUCCUUCACACAAUGCACUCCAGCUAGUCCAGACUAUUUCCAUGUCCCAGAACUUAGAAUGACCCAUGUAUAUUGUUCCUUCUUCCCGGCCAUCACUUUCAUCAUCUCUCAUGUCUGGCUCCUGUCACUUCUGGAAUGCUUUGCCUCAUGCCCAGAGCAGGUCCCUCUUCCUUCUCACCUAAGAUGCCCUGCUUACGCUCAUCCUUGCACUUAGCAUCUUAUGUCUUGUUGGCUUGUUCCUGGCUCUGUGUCCUAACACACUAGAACUGCUUAGGACAGGAUCUGGCUUGGUGACCUGUGUUCUCACUGCUUUGCACAGAGCUUACCGUUUAACAAAUAUCUGCUGAAUGAUGAAGUGAAUCUUAAGAAGGAACCUUAGGAAUUUCUGCACUAAUUUUUAAUUGAGUAAUAUGACUUUAUUCGCACCUCUUAUUAGAGGUGGCUCAGGGUGCUGGCAUUAGGGAGAGAAUUAGAGUUCAUGGUUAUUUUUAUCUACACAGGACACUGAAUUUUACUAAUUCCAAGCUGGUCAUGGACCAUUACUUAUAAAUGAAUGUAAAAAUUGGCAGAAGAGUUUAGCAUUUGAAGUGGGAGUUGGAGGCAGGAAAACCAAGAUCAAGACAGUAUCACAGUAACUCAGAUGAGAAGAUUAAGGGCCUAAACGUUUCAUUGUUGCCCCGGUGAUGAGUUCUAAUUUAUGAGUUGCCUCAUUUAAGGAUAAUUAAUUUAAAGACACUGUGUGCAUCUGGCUUGGCAGAGGGAGUGACUGUGUUGGGAGCACAUAUCCACUGCUUUGGCAUGGAUAUGGUUUGAGUAGUUCCCAGUGUUUCAUGUGUUCAAAUUUAAGCCCUCAAAGGAAGGAUUUAAAUGGGCAGAAACUUAAUCCAAAUGUGGUAUUUACAGAUGGAACCUUUGAAUAUGACUAGAGAAAGUAAUCAAGAUAAAUCCCUAGUGAUUGAACUGUGGUGGUCUUCUAGAAAAGUUAGGGAAGAAAGAUCAGAGGAUGGACACACACACACACACACACACACACACACACGCACACACUCCCAGGUUUGCACCGUAUGAUGUAUGUGAUGCCUGGAGACUCUUUCAGAAAAGCUAUCAUCAAAUGUGAGCACUCAGAACUUUAGAAUUUUUGUGCUAAAAUAUCUGUUUUUUUUAAGGUUACCUAACCUUAGAUAUUUCAUUAUAGUAACAGCAUCAAUUUAAAAAAUGGAUUGCUACAUCUACUUUUCCCAAUUGAUUGUUGGCCCUGUGGAUUAGGCUCUAGCUUACUUGUGUCUAUAUUUUAUAGAAUGUUACUCAGUUAUUCGAUAAUCCAUCUCUUCAUUCAUUCAUUCAUUCAUUCAUUCAUUCAUCAAAUCAUUAGAUGGUGUGCUUUGACCUAUCUGCUGUUCUGGAAGAGGACAAGAUAGCAGAGGUCUUUGCCUUUGUGGCACCCACUUAUGUGGACAGGACGUAAAGGAGUUAAACAUCUGAAAGCGGGCUGGUCCAUACAGUCAUCUAAUUAAACAGCAAGAGAAAAACAAAGAUGAUACAGUUUUGCGUUACAUAUUAUGAAAGGGCAGUGGGGGGUAAUUGGAGUUCAAGUGGUAAUAGGGAGGCCUCUCUGAACUCUCUUGAGUUCUAGCACUUAAAAGACAACAGCCUUAAUAAGAGCUGUGCCCAGCAAUUUGCACAAAGGACCGACAACUUGAAGUCCCAAGGUGAGAAAGAACUGUACAGUGUUAAGAACAGAGAAGAAGCUGUGUGACUGAAACCAAAAGAGCAAGAAAGAGUGUAUGAGUGUGUGUAUGUGUGUGUGUAUGUGUGAGUGUAUGUGUGUGUAUAUAUAUAUAUAUAUAUAUAUAUAUAUAUAUAUAUAUAUAUAUAUAAAUAUAUAUGUGUAUGUGUGUGAGUGUGUGUAUGUGUGUGAGUGUGUGCAUGUGUAUGUAUGUGUGUGUGAGUGUGUGUGUCAGUGGUGGAGGUGGGGGUCCACAGGCAGGCCCUGAGCAUGGGCAGGUGUGAGCAGCCAGGGUCUUCUCUACAGCAGGAAGAUGGGAGAGUGAGCUCAGGGAGAUGACAUGCUUGAGUUAGACUUCCUAAGCCUGAGGGAGGAGGAUAUUUGGGGAGGAGAAGAGAAGUAAAUCAAGAGUUCAGUCUUAGCCGGGUGGUGGUGGUGCACGCCUUUAAUCCCAGCACUCGGGAGGCAGAGGCAGGAGAAUCCCUGUGAGUUUGAGGCCAGCCUGGUCUACAGAGCAAGUUCCAGAACAGCCAGGGCUACACAGAGAAACCCUGUCUUGAAAAACAGAACAAAAGAGCUCAAUGUUAGACAUUUUACACGUGAGAUGUAAUGUUAAGCCCAUCUUGUUUGUUUUGUUGAAUGUGUUGACACUCCAGGCACUUAAUCUAACUGUCUUACAGAAAUUCUGCAAAAAUAUAUCAUGUACAGGACUGGGUCAGGUUUCAGGAGGAAGACUGGAAAUCGGAUGUUUUCUAAGCAUUAAAGGCUCUGCGCUGUGCCAGCAA